This is a messenger RNA of Akanthomyces muscarius, 1101 nucleotides long. RefSeq lists its product as uncharacterized. The transcript has 2 exons. Gene Ontology annotation, biological process: L-serine catabolic process; L-threonine catabolic process. Bases 1 to 1101 code for a protein of 366 amino acids. NCBI's taxonomy places the organism in Eukaryota, Fungi, Ascomycota, Sordariomycetes, Hypocreales, Cordycipitaceae. Gene Ontology annotation, molecular function: pyridoxal phosphate binding; threonine deaminase activity; L-serine ammonia-lyase activity. The record is from RefSeq and is a predicted model, not a curated record.
AUGAUGAGCAGAAUCAAGCAACCUUGGAUUGAAACGCCCCUGGUGCGAGCGACAAAUCUCUCGAAAGCUGCUGGCUGUAAUGUUUUUCUAAAAUUGGAAAACACGCAGCCCUCCGGCUCUUUCAAAUCGAGAGGUAUUAGCAACUACAUGAUCAGCAAGCUGACAGCUCUUCGCGAGAACCCAAAUGGUGCGUCGGCCAAAGCCCACUUCUACAGCUCCUCCGGCGCCAAUGCCGGGCUAGCAUGUAUCUACGCUGCAAACGUGUUCGGAUGUCGAGCGACCAUUGUGACUCCGCUGUCGACGUCGGCAUUUUUGGUCGCCAAGCUCAAGCAGGCAGGAGCUGUCCAGGUCAUCCAGCAUGGCGACACCUGGCAGGAAGCUGAAGAUUACCUGAGAGCAACAGUCAUGCCGAGCACUGCGGCUGCAGACGAGACCCCAAUCUACGUGCCGCCCUUUGAUGCACCGGAGAUUUGGCAAGGCAACGCUGGUAUAAUGUAUGAAACUGUCAGACAACUCAGCUCAGCGAUGCGCCAUUACGCCAUGAACACCACACCACCGCCGGCGGCAGCAGCUACAAGCAACGGUCAUCAUGCGGCCACAGCAGACGUACCAAAUAUCGACGCUGUUAUAUGCAGUGUUGGUGGAGGCAGUAUGUUCUGCGGUUUGAUGCAGGCGAUUGAAGAACUACAGCUGAAGGAUCGCACUCAAGUAAUUGCCGUAGAGGCGGACGGGGUUGACUCGCUGGCACAGUCUGUGGCAAAGCGGGAACGCAUUACGCUGUCUAGAAUCGGCAGCUUGGCCACCAGCCUGGGUGCAAGGAGAGUGGCACAGAGAGCGUUCGAGUAUGGCUUGGAAAAGCAUGUCACGACAGUUGUACUGUCGGACGCCGAAGCCAUACGCGCAUGCCAUCGUUUCGCUAACGAAGAGCAUUAUCUGGUGGAGUUGGCCUGUGCGGUUUGCCCUGCUUUGUGCUACAAUGGGAAGCUGCCAGGGUUAAUCUCUGGAUUCAAUGAAAAUACAGUGGUGGUGAUCGUCGUGUGUGGUGGUAGCAACAUAUCGUUUGAGAUGAUGGAGAAGUUUUUGGCCACUCUGGGCGAUUAG